AUGGGUUUUGGCUGCCGAACCUGUUCCAAGACAUUUAGCUCGGCCCAAGGCCUGUCAUCUCAUUGUCGUGCAAAAUCUCAUCGAGCCAACGAAUGCCGGGCUAGUAGAAGACAUCAACGGUGUGCUAGGUGUUCCAGAUCAUUUGGAUCCAAUCAGGCUCUUCGACAGCACAUUUCUUCGUCAUCGGCCCACGCAAACCGUAUAUUUGGAUGCCCCUUCUGUUCAAGGACAUUCAAAGCUCCUUCGGCCCUCGCUCACCACAUCGAAUCCGGCUGUCAUAAAAUUAAUCGCCAUCAAGUGACGGCAGCCGUGAAGCAGUUGAAGAUCGUGCCCGAAAUUUGUAUCAAUCGCGGUCUUAUUCCACAAGCGUCGACCCCUCCAAGCGUCACCACUCAUUACAUUCCGGCAACAUUGUCUUUCAACGUUCCCGGGUAUUAUGAUUGUUAUCUAUGCAAAAAGAGGUUCACGGCUCCUCAUCGCUUGGCCGCGCACUUGAACUCGCCGGCGCAUGAUGCCGACCAGUUCAGGUGCCCCAAGUGCAAGAAGACGUUUAAAUUGGUCUCGGCUCUAACUCAGCACAUAGAAAGCGGGGCAUGUCGUCUUGCCAACCUCCAUGAGAUCGAAGGUCACUUCGAUCGCUUGACAGCAGGUUUAAACUCUCGUCUACUUCGUUUUUGA
Laccaria bicolor S238N-H82 is the source of this 678-nucleotide messenger RNA. RefSeq lists its product as uncharacterized. The record is from RefSeq and is a predicted model, not a curated record. The coding region runs from base 1 to 678 and encodes 225 amino acids. Gene Ontology annotation, biological process: regulation of transcription by RNA polymerase II. Gene Ontology annotation, molecular function: RNA polymerase II transcription regulatory region sequence-specific DNA binding; DNA-binding transcription factor activity, RNA polymerase II-specific. Gene Ontology annotation, cellular component: nucleus. NCBI's taxonomy places the organism in Eukaryota, Fungi, Basidiomycota, Agaricomycetes, Agaricales, Hydnangiaceae. The transcript is spliced from 2 exons.